This is a messenger RNA of Bradysia coprophila, 2132 nucleotides long. RefSeq names its product karyopherin alpha1 (gene Kap-alpha1). Gene Ontology annotation, molecular function: protein binding; nuclear import signal receptor activity. Gene Ontology annotation, cellular component: cytoplasm. Lineage: Eukaryota; Metazoa; Arthropoda; Insecta; Diptera; Sciaridae. Gene Ontology annotation, biological process: protein import into nucleus. The record is from RefSeq and is a predicted model, not a curated record.
GAUCUCAGCUGGCGUCACCAGCUCCAUUGACAAUUGAGUGACACCAUUCAGUAACACCCCUCUCAUAUUUUUUCAGUGAUUUUACAGAUUUCGUGCAAACCGAAAAAUUUUUAUUGAAAAUUGUUCGAAUAUUUGAUCAGAACCAUGUCUAGCACUGCACACAAACAUCGUUACAAGAACGUCGGUCUCGAUUCGUCAGAAAUGCGACGACGACGGGAAGAGGAAGGCAUUCAGCUGAGAAAACAGAAACGCGAAGAUCAGCUAAUCAAACGGCGUAAUGUUGACAUAACUCACGGAAUGGAAAAUGACAUUGACUCUUCGGUUCCGGACAUUGACCUUGAACUAGCAAAUUCGAACAAUCCAUCGAUGAUAAAUGCAGCAAUGAUCCAACAGUUGUACAGCAACGACGAAGGUUUUCAACUGGCUGCUACGCAAAAAUUCCGUAAAUUGCUGUCACGAGAUCCGAAUCCGCCGAUAGAAGAAGUAAUCAAAGCAGGAAUCGUGCCGAAAUUUGUGGAAUUUUUAUCGAAUGGCAACAAUACAACGCUUCAAUUUGAAGCAGCAUGGGCCCUGACAAACAUUGCAUCCGGUACAUCAAUGCAAACUAAAAUGGUAAUUGAAGCCGGCGCAGUUCCCCUGUUCAUUGAAUUACUGUCGAGCCCGCACGAUGACGUUCAAGAGCAAGCCGUUUGGGCAUUAGGCAAUAUUGCUGGUGAUUCGCCGGAAUGCAGAGAUCACGUUUUGGAUAAAGGAGUGUUAGCACCAUUAUUGCAAGUUCUUAGUAGUAACAAAGAUCGAAUUACGUUAACGAGGAACGCAGUGUGGGCGCUGUCUAAUCUGUGUCGCGGUAAAAAUCCACCAGCCGAUUUCUCAAAAGUUGUACGCGGACUACCCGUCUUGGCUCGAUUACUUUUCCAUUCUGAUCCCGAUGUUCUGAGCGAUACGUGUUGGGCGAUUAGCUAUCUGUCGGAUGGACCAAACGACAAAAUUCAAGCAGUCAUUGAUGCAGGUGUUUGCCGACGACUUGUAGAACUUUUACUUCACAACGUACAAAAUAUUGUAUCAGCAGCUUUGCGAGCUGUUGGCAACAUAGUCACUGGAGACGAUACACAAACACAAUUGAUUUUGAAUUGUGGCGCUUUACCAUGCAUAUACACGUUACUCACAUCGGAAAAGGAGUCGAUUCGCAAGGAGGCAUCCUGGACGGUUUCGAACAUUACCGCCGGCAAUCGACAACAAAUCCAGGCAGUCAUCGAUGCGAACAUCUUUCCCGUUUUGAUAAAUAUUUUGAAAGUGUCCGAAUUUAAGACAAGAAAAGAAGCGGCAUGGGCCAUUACCAAUGCGACCAGCAGUGGAACAGCCGAACAAAUCAAAUAUUUGGUUUCCGUCGGCUGCAUACCCCCGAUGUGCGAAUUAUUGAACGUAAUGGAUUCGAAAAUCGUUCAGGUCGCCCUCAAUGGACUAGAUAAUAUACUCAAAGCCGGCGAACUUCACAACACAAAACCAAAUCCCUAUGCCGUGCUGAUCGAAGAAUGUUAUGGCCUCGACAAAAUCGAAUUCCUUCAAUCUCAUGAAAUCAAGGAAAUUUAUCAGAAAUCAUUUUUCAUCAUCGAACAAUACUUCGGCAGCGAAGAGGAAGACACCCGUGUGGCUCCAUCAUCCGACAACAAUCAAUAUCAAUUCAGUGCCGAUCAAUCAGUGCCAAUGGGUGGUUACCAAUUCUAAAAGGAAGAAGAAGAAGAAAAACUUGAAUUUCAAAGCAGAAGAAGAAGUGAAAGAUGAAGUUGAAGAAGAAGUAGGAGUCUUGACUACCAUUUCCACAAUAAUGAAAUAAACAGUGAAUGAGUGCCGGUGUGAAUAGUUUUGCAUGAAUCUUCUUAUGAUAAUGGCAAAUAGUUCGUUCAGUUAAAUAAUUUUCUUUUCUUUUUUAAAAAAUUUUAUGAGCAUGUGAGACUGACUUGUUCGGUGUAUAAACAGAAUAUUGUUAAAAGAAAACGUUGGAAAUUCAUUUUUGGAAAUUUUUCCAUUUUUUUUUUCGUCGAGUUAUUUGGCGCAAUUAUCAACGUGAUUGAUAUUUUGCUUGUGAGAGCGUUGUCAAGUGUAAAAAAAAGUUGAAAGAAGAGGAAGAAAAA